This is a messenger RNA of Lytechinus variegatus (green sea urchin), 1910 nucleotides long. RefSeq names its product uromodulin-like. Bases 109 to 1509 code for a protein of 466 amino acids. The transcript has 8 exons. NCBI's taxonomy places the organism in Eukaryota, Metazoa, Echinodermata, Echinoidea, Temnopleuroida, Toxopneustidae. The record is from RefSeq and is a predicted model, not a curated record.
GUAAAACGCAUUUAUGAGUACGAUCUCAAGUUCUCUACUAUCAGUUCCCUCAACAAGACAGUGACACUGAAUAACGGCAGCAAGUACACCAUCGAGAACCCAAUCGCAAUGAGGAUAAUUUCAAAUAUUUCGUAUGACGAACCCGUUGCCAUAGAAGGAUGUCCUGAGAACAUCGUAGCUGUGAUUGACGACAACGCCACAAACACCGUUAACACAUCGUCAGUAAACUGGACUGAACCUGUUUUAAACAGCUUCUCCAGUUGUCCCAUAAUGGAUUUCGAAGGACCAGGAAGCAAUGGCGGGGAUUACCCUAUCGGCGUAACUGAGGUGUCUUACCAAGCCAGAGAUGCUGCAGGAAACACCGAUAGAUGCUCAUUUACAGUGACGGUUCGAAGAGCCCAAGAACCUUGUUCUGACCCGUGCAUGAAUGGAGGGACUUGUGUGGAAGGCACUUGCAUUUGCAGAGAAGGAUUUGGAGGUACUGCAUGUGAGGAGAAGCUUACAUCAGUAACGUGUGAUAGUGACUCGAUGACCGUCAUCAUAAGUAAUGACCUUUUCGUUGGUAUUGGCCCGGAAGAUGUUUAUUUUCGUGACAGUUCCUGCCCAACUACAAGUAGCACUCUUACUCAUAUGACCCUUUCUACCAACUAUGAUGAGUGUCGUACCACCAGAACGGAAAAUGCCACAACCAUUACAUUCUCGAAUGUCAUCGCUUACAAACUUGAGCCUAUACCUGGUACUGAUAUUACUCGUGAAAAUCAGAGGCAGAUUGAGAUUUCGUGUUCCCUGGACAAGACCUCACAGGUUGGGCAGUCUUUCAAACCAAUGGUCGGUGAAAUAAAGUUUAGUGACAAGGGUUCCGGUCACUUCCAGCUGUACAUGACAAGGUUCAAGAACGAGUCCUUUGAUGAGCCCGAAGAUACCCACGCCGAGGUCUGGCUAAACCAGGCGCUCUACUUUGAAGUCAAACUUGACUCGGUAGAAGAAGUUGGUAUGUUUAUCGAACGAUGCUGGGCGACAGCCGGCCAAGAACAUGAUUCAACUCCAAGCUAUGAUCUGUUUACCGACAGAUGUCCUUCCAAUAUUGAUGGAACUGUUCAAGUCUUUUUUCCGAACGAGACGGAUCGAGAAGGAUUUAAGUUUGAUGCAUUUGCCUUUGUUGGACGUCUGGACAUGGUGUACGUUCAUUGUCAAGUGAGGGUGUGUAUGGAUGACGAGGCCCAUGUGUAUCGAGAGUGCUCCUCCACUUCUGAUUUGGGACGCAAACGUCGAUCUUCUUCCUUCAUUUCCACUCAAACGAUCAGUAGUGCGCCGAUUCGUGUCCGCCGCUCAACCAACGGCAUGGCUACUAAUGAUCUGUCUGCCUACAAUUCGUUUGGGAUGUUCCUCAUUGGAAUGGUCGCAACCGUGGUUGCCGUAGCAACCCUGAUGGGCGUGGUCAAGCUAAUUGGUCGUUCAACCGACAUCAGCUACAAGAGAGUCCCAACUGCUUCCAUGGAAGAGAUGUAGAAGCGAUUUAUGACCAGAGUGGAAUUCAUAUUCGGAGUGACGUCACGUAGAUUAACGCGCUACUUGACAGCCAUGUGGGCGAGGUCAAAGGUCAAGCAGUAACGUUACACAAUUUCCUCAAUCAAAUUAGAAAAGUUCAAAUCUGUCUAACUUUCCUAGUAUAGACAACAACCACAGAAAAUAAUGAUUGAAAAAAAGUUCGCUGAUGCCAUUCUCCUUAUAUACCACUCUGGUAAUACGAAAAUCCUGACGUAUUAUAUGCUUUUGAAGAGAUAUAGACGAGCACUAAUCAUUUAACUAUAACGAUAAUCGUAUAUCUUGUUGAUUUAAUUUACUUUUGGUGAAGGCUUUUUUUUUUCAUUGUAUUUUAAAGUAAGUUUACGAAAGACUAAGUAAGUAUU